UGGACAAACAGGCACAGAGAAGAUAAGGAGAAGAAAUGCUUUGUUGCAGAAUUUAUCUCUUGGAUGACACUUACAUUGAACGAGACUUGGAGAAAAAUGCGGUGGGUCAAGUUCUGUUUGAUAAUGUUUGUGAGCAUUUCAACCUGCUGGAGAGGGACUACUUUGGCCUGGCAAUACAGGAUUCCUCCAACACAGAGGUAUGGCUGGACGUUUCUAAGGAGGUUCGCAAGCAGGUCAAAGGUCAUGAUGCUACAUUCAAAUUCAUUGUAAAAUUUUACCCUCCUGAUCCCUCUCUAUUGGCAGAGGACAUCACCAGAUAUUUACUGUGUCUGCAGCUGAGAAUGGACAUUAUGACUGGUCGUCUGCCCUGUCCGUCAGAUAUGUUGGCACUGUUGGGGUCAUACACAAUCCAGUCAGAGUUUGGGGACUAUGAUCCUGACAUGUAUAGCAGGGAUUUUCUUAGCAACAUUCCCCUCGCACCGGAUCAGACUCCAGAGCUGGAAGAAAAAGUUUCAGAGCUACAUCAGAUGCACAAAUCCAUGAGUCCUGCUCAGGCAGAUGAGCAUUUUCUGCAAAUCGCCAAGACCCUGAAUUUGUAUGGAAUGCACCUGCAUACUGCUAAGGAUGUCAGUGGAGCAGAUGUAAUGUUGGGUGUGUGUGCUAAUGGACUGGAGGUGUAUGAGGAUGGGGAAAAUACACAAAGUGUUAUUUGGCCAAGUAUUCUGAAGAUGUCUUACAAACGCAACUACUUCUUUGCCAGAAUGCGCCAUGUGGAGGAUGCUUCUGAAAGUACCAUCAAAUUUAUACUGCCCAGCUAUCGUGCAUGCAAAAGCCUGUGGAAAAUUGCUGUGGAGCAUCAUGCGUUCUUUAGGAACAACCGAAAAGACACGUCAGAGGGAUUGCUGCACCUUGGAUCUAGGUUCCGUUUUCAUGGGCUGACUUAUGCUGAAUCUCUAGAGGCCAGCUCCAACAUUGAUCGUCCAGCUCCACGCUUUUCACACUCUGCCAUUAAAAGAAAAGCAAAAGAGAUGAUGCCUGCUACUUUAAAGCAUCAAAAACCCAUGAAGAUUGACGACUGGUUCCAUGUGCUCGGCUCUGAUCAGCAGUGGAACAUCAACCCAGAACAUUUUGGUAUGGACCAGGAGGAGGUGGUAGACAUAGAAACAGACAACAACAGUCAGACAGAUAGAGUGACCCCUGCUUACAAAGCAUGGAGUGAAGAUAAAGGAAAGGAGUGGUUUGAGCUGCUCGAUAGAUUCUCCUUUCCACCUCAGCUGUCUUUAACUUCAGCUGACAAGUUGGGACAAGACCUGGAAUGGGAAGAGGGAACUUCAAAAGAAAUCCUAGAAAAUGCCAGUAUUUCAGACAUUGCUGGAAAAAAUCUGGAGUUGGACAUUGCAGUGCAUCAACAAAUUAAAGCAAUAGAGGAAAUGAUAGAAGAAAUGGGAAAUGUGGACAGGGUACAAGGAGUAGUAGUACACAAACAGACAACAAAGGAGGAAAUAUAUAAUGGAGAACCUCUGAAGGUUUUACAUCACCAAACGAUAAGGAGGGUGGAAAUACCAAAUACAGUAAAUGAAGUGGUGGAAAUUCAAAUUGAUUCUGAGGACAAUAUACAGGAGUUACAGAAAAGAUUACUAGAGGUGGAGACCAUUGAACAAAAACUGCAGAACAUAGAGGGGCAGAAUCUGAAGCAAGUCAAAAAUAAAGGAAGACAACCAUCUGAGACAGACGACUGGUACCAUCUCCUUGAUUACAAGCCACUGGUGAUGUCUUCUCUUUCUGCAGCUGACAAGCAAAGAGAAGAACUGGAAUGGGAAGACAGAAGAUCAAAAGAAGUCCUAAAAAAUGUCAAUAUUUCAGACACUGUUGGAAAAAAUCUGGAGUUGGAUAUUGCAGUGCAUCAACAAAUUAAAGUAAUAGAGGAAAUGAUAGAAGAAAUGGGAAAUGUGGACAGGGUACAAGGAGUAGUAGUACACAAACAGACAACAAAGGAGGAAAUAUAUAAGGGAGAACCUCUGGAGGUUUUACAUCACCAAACGAUAAGGAGGGUGGAAAUACCAAAUACAGUAAAUGAGGUGAUGAUAGAGGAAGUUCAAGUAGUUUCUGAUGAAAAUAUACAGGGAUUACAGAAAAGAUUACUAGAGGUGGAGACCAUUGAACAAAAACUGCAGGACAUAAAAGAGCUUCAAUUCAGAUUACAUGAAGUAGAAAUGUUGGAGCAGAACCUGAAGCAAGUCAGAAACAAAGAAAGACAACCGUUUGAGACAGACGACUGGUACAGGCUCCUUGAAUACAGACCACCAGCAAUGUCUUCUGCUUCUGCAGGUUUCAUCAUGGAUCCAACAGAGCAAAAAGCAGAGAUUAUACAUUGGAAAGAUGAGUCUGUUCAAAGGGCAAACAGUAUCACACCAGUCCAGUUUAAGGAGGACUGGUAUCGUUUACUGGAAUUGCUGCCAAGAUCUAAACAGGCCAUGCAACCUUCAGUAGAAAAGAAAAUGGAUAAGGUGAUAAAAUGGAAGGAGGAGAGAGAAAGUCCAAUGAAGAAAAUCUUACAAACACACCUACCCAAAAAGAGAGAACAUCCUGUUAAAGAGACGGAGGAUGACUGGUUUACACUGCUUGAUGUUCCUGCUAAAGAAAUAGUGCCCAGUACAGAUAUAUAUGGUUAUGAAGAGACCAGGGAGAAAAAAGCUGAGUUUGUGGAUAAGCAAGAGACAAUCACAUAUAACCAAACGACAACCAAGGAGAGAAAGGAAGCCAUGAUGGAAACACUUUCUAAAGUGGACCAGAAGAGUCGAGUAGUGCAGCCAGGUACUGAUAACUGGUUUGUGCUUUUGGACCCGAUACCUUAUGAAAAGAGGAGUCUUCAGUCAGAUUCUGCUGUUUAUGAAGACACAGCAGGUCUGACAGUUCAGCAAAGAUAUACAGUUGAGGAAAAUGUAGUAACAACAAAGGAGAAGAUUAUAAUCAUCAGAAAGAAGCAAGUGGAAGGUGGAGAACUGAAAAAGAAAAUGACAGUUGAGCCACGUGAGGUUGAUGACAGCUGGUUUGUGCUUUUUAACCAAACUCCAUUUAAGAAGAGAAGUAUUGCCAAAGUGCCCGUGACUGCAUAUUUUGAAGAUACAGCAGGUCUAAGAAGGCAAGAAAGAGUCACGAUUAAGGAAAAUCUUGAGGUCAUUGAACAAAGGCAUUUGAAAGCUAGAGAACUGGAGGAAAAGAUUCCAGUUGUGGCACGUGAGGUUGAUGACAGCUGGUUUGUACAUUUUGACCUGAUACCAUUAAAGGAGAGGAGCAGAAACAGGAGUAUUGGCAAAGUGCCUGUGAUUCAGAUUCAUGAAGACACAUUAGAGAGAAUACAGAUGAAAGAAAAAGAAGUAAUUAUUGAGGAGAAGUCCAUGAACAUCAGAAAGAAGCUUGUAAAAGCUGAAUUGGAAAAGAAAGGUCCAGUCGUGAUGCGUGAGGUUGAUGACAGCUGGUAUAGGCUUUUUGACCAGACACCUUUCGGGAAGAGGAGAAUGGCCACAGGUGUAUCAGACACAUGGAUCCUGGGGAAAAGUAGAAUAAAAGACAUAAAGGAAAUGCAGCUCAAAGAAGAAGCAAGAAAAAAGCAUCAGGAGAGGGGCAGAAUACCUCCUCAAGUACCUGUGGUCAGGGUAGACAAGCCUCACAGAGAUGUAGAUGAUGAUUGGUACAUCCUGCUGGGGGUUCAGACUAAAAAGUCAGGAUUGGACAGAAUCAUCUCACAUGAAAGAACAGCAUGGCAACCGAGAGUGUCAGUUACUGUUACACCUCCAGUGGAUCUACCUAAGGCCCGUCCACUGUUUCCAGCUGAUCAACCUAUGACCUCCACUCCCACUGGACAACUAAGUCGCAUCACAAGACAUUCCUAUCAGGAGGAGAGUCUGAGGAGACUGGAAAUUUCACAAUAUAGUACACAGGAUGUCACACAAGAAUCCAAGGUAGAAACAGAGUCAGUCCUUAUCAGAAAGAGAAGAGAGAGAAAAAUCGAGGGUGAAACAAUUUAUAUUCGUCACAGCAUUCUAAUGCUGGAGGACUUUGAUGUGACACAGGAGGUGGUAUUAAAACAUCACGCCAGCGUCAGUGAAUUAAAGCGUCUCUUUAUGGAGGACAUUCCUGUGUUCGGCCCCACUGAGUGGGAGAAGCGUCUCUCCACACACACUCCCGUAAUCAUCCCUCAACUAUCCAAUGGAGAACUUUUCAUCAGCAUAGACACAAUGGGAAGAGAGACUAUAUCAGUCAUGUAAAAUCACUUCACUCCAUUCACAGAGUAGAACCUCCAUCAUUUUAUUACAUUAGUAGCCAAAGCAUCAUUGAUGUUACCAAGAAUGUAAGAUUGUGUGAUUUCUAUUUCUCAGUAUGUUUUUUUGUUUUAAAAUAGAUGUUGUUUUAAUCUUUAUAGUAAAAAUGCCAUUUGUGGGUGGCUUGU
This is a messenger RNA of Trichomycterus rosablanca, 4450 nucleotides long. RefSeq names its product erythrocyte membrane protein band 4.1b (gene epb41b). The coding region runs from base 36 to 4268 and encodes 1410 amino acids. The record is from RefSeq and is a predicted model, not a curated record. The transcript is spliced from 26 exons. Gene Ontology annotation, molecular function: cytoskeletal protein binding. Gene Ontology annotation, biological process: cortical actin cytoskeleton organization. Gene Ontology annotation, cellular component: cytoskeleton; plasma membrane. Lineage: Eukaryota; Metazoa; Chordata; Actinopteri; Siluriformes; Trichomycteridae.